AUUCCGUGGUCAAGAGCAAGACACGCUUGACCGACUGCAGCCUUACCUGAUAUGCAUGUAACCCAAGCAGACAUUGUAUAUCCCAUUUCUGCUAGCGCCCUCUACAGUAAUGGUGAAUAAGGCACCAAUUGACAUUAGUACUGGGAGCAGUCAGUAUGAGUACAUCAAAUGCGUUGUUGUUGGUGACUCGGGUGUUGGCAAGACAUGUUUGGUGCGUGCCUGGGCCUGUGACACCAAGUACAGAUUAGAACAGCUGGUUAAGACCCAUGUGUCCACCGUAUGGGCAACUGACCACUACAGAAAUGACAAGGAGAUUCUGGAUAGAUCGUGGUGUCACGUCGACGAUUGUCGAGUCUCCUUACGAUUGUGGGAUACUUUUGGUUACCAUGACAAAGAUAGAGGAUUUGCUUAUAAAGGGGCCGAUGUUGUUCUACUAGUAUUUAGUGUUGUCAAGCCAAGCUCCCUACGCAAUGUACUAUCAAAAUGGCAGACAGAAAUAAAGAAUGAGUGCUCGACGACGCCAGUUGUCGUCGCGGGAACACAUGCAGAUAUGCGUUUCUUGUACAAAGAACAACGCUAUCGGUGUAUGGAGAAAGGACUGUUGUACAAGGCCAUAAAUAAAUGUGACAUCAUCACCCCAGAACAAGGCCGUGAGGUGGCACGAGCCAUCGGGGCACCAUACUAUGAGACAAGCAUCCUUUUUAAUUACGGAAUCGAAGAUGUGUUCUUUAAUGCAGUGAGAGCAGCAAUGGUUGAGAGACGUAAAAUAAAGUUUUGGAACACACAGUUGCGACGAAUACAGUAUCCUUUGAUCCAGGCCCCUCUGCCAGUACCUCAACCAUCUUUUCCUGCAGUCAGCGUGGCAACCUCAACAUUUGACCAUGAUCUUGCACAGUUAUUGAAAAAUCAAAAUGACGGUGAUGUGAUCUUCAAUGUCCGGGAUGUAUGUUUCCGGGUACACAAGAUCUGUUUGGUAGUUGCUUCCGACAUGUUUCGAGAAAUUCUUUUGAUGGAUGUCAAAGAAGAAGAGGGAAAAAAUGUUCCGCAAACAAAUGGACGGACAGAGAAAAAAAAUAACAAAGAGGAUGAACAAGUGCUUUUGGAUAACGAAGUUAUUCUGGAGGAAUCUCCUGUUAUUGAUGGAAAUUCAAACUGCCCCAAGGAUCGCGUUAUACAAUAUGAUGGAUGGGACACCAUAAGUAUGAGGUAUUUGAAUCAUGCAGCGUUUGAAAAAAUCGAAACAUUUCACUGUAAGAGUCCAACAGGAGGCAGUGCAGUUCGGACUGUUGUCACGGUUACACAGGAAAUCACUCCUCAUGCUUUUCGGUGUAUUCUGGAGUACCUCUACACUGGACGGGUACGGGACGAGUAUAACCAACUGUUUGAAGUACAACAAGCUGCGGAACUCCUGAAGUUGUUCCCGAUGCUGGUGGCACUAUCUAAUGUUCAGACACAGGAAUCUUUUCUCAACCUGGGACUGGAGAAACGUUUCUUCACAGACCGAAUCGACAAACUUCAGGAGUUGAUACUCAGGCAGGGACUCCUAAAGGAUAUCCAGUUUGAGGUUGAUGAUGGUGUAGUGGCAGCCCACAAGCCUCUGCUCAUCGCACGCUGUGAGAUGAUGUGUGCCAUGUUUACUGACAACUUCUUGGAAGCCUCGGCUCACGUGAUUCCAUUACCAGAUGUGACGUCAGAAGUAUUUGGUGUCUUACAAGAGUACUUAUACACAGACAGAAUUCAGAGUUUAGAAUCUGUUGAUCAGUUGGCUCUCAUUGCUGUUGCAAACCGUUUCUGUUUACCAAGACUUAUCUCCAUAGUGGAGGAUUAUGUUGUUGCGGAACUAAGUCAGGCAGCACAAUGUGAUGAGGAUAUUCUGGAGGAAGUGCUCAUGUUGAUUGAGCCAGCACAGUUCCACAAUGCCCUCCAGUUAGCAGCCUGGUGUCAGCAUUAUGUGUGCAUCCACUACCGUGAAGCUAGCAAAAGAUUUUUUCGAGAGCUACGUGGACUUCAGAAGGAAAACCUUACAUGGAUUGAAGAAAAUCAGUGGCCUCCUGUUUGGUAUAUUAAGGAGAAGGACCGAUAUGACCAGUUGAUCGGACAGAAGACGCCCAGUCUUCAUAUCCAACAGAAGGCACAGUUUUCACGCUGGCAGCAGUGCAAGGGCUCCUGUUUCUGUUUCUGUCGGCGCAGCAAGAUGUUGGUGGAGGAGGACAAUUACGACUUCCCUAUGUGAAAACUGCUGAAAGGGGAGAUCAUUUACGUUUAUGCUUCCCGCUAUCAUUCUGAUAAAAUGUUUCAAUACUCAAAUUGUUCUAUUCUUAUAAAUGUCAGCAAAAGACAUUGACUCCAUUCAAGUCAGCAACUCCUAGAGAGCUCCAGUGGGUUAUCUUUUUGCUUUCAUCCCUCAUUAUUGCGACAAAGAAUGAUACUCAAAUUUGUCCUCAUUGUUCUGUGAUUUGGCUUGUCUGUAUACAAAAAGGCGUCUGUUUUAGCGUAGCCUUAUAAAAAUUAAUGCCAAAUGUUUCAAGCCAAGCUGGAUUCAUAAGUAUAUAGGGACGCUUGAAAUUCCUGGUGGAUGUUUGUACACAAGUGAUUGUGAUUUCUUCUGAUCUGCUCAGCUAGUCAGACUGAAUGUUAGUAAAUACGUAUUCUAGGAUUUAUAGUGAUGUUUAAUGAUUGUCAAACUCUAGUGAAAUCUCUGAUGAAAAAGUUUUGCGUAAAGUUGUUAUG
Molecule: messenger RNA, 2730 nt
Organism: Ylistrum balloti
Lineage: Eukaryota; Metazoa; Mollusca; Bivalvia; Pectinida; Pectinidae
Product: rho-related BTB domain-containing protein 1-like
Exons: 9
Coding region: 110-2233 (707 amino acids)
Biological process (GO): small GTPase-mediated signal transduction
Molecular function (GO): protein binding; GTPase activity; GTP binding
Source: RefSeq, a predicted model, not a curated record